Molecule: messenger RNA, 525 nt
Organism: Trametes versicolor FP-101664 SS1
Lineage: Eukaryota; Fungi; Basidiomycota; Agaricomycetes; Polyporales; Polyporaceae
Exons: 2
Coding region: 1-525 (174 amino acids)
Source: RefSeq, a predicted model, not a curated record
AUGUCGAGGCGGAGCUUAGUGACUCCCGUCUUGCUUUCCCAGCGCUGCCUGCACGAGCGCGACUUCCGGAUGAUGACGCGGCGCCACGACUUCGAAUUCAAGCUGUCACUCCGUACAAGCUCUGGCACUGCUAUCGAAGUCGUGCCGGAAGGGGGCUGGGGCAAGACGCGCCAUGUGGAAGUCGAACGCGAGGUCGAGAUCAUGAUCAUGGGCGACCCGGGGGAGUGUGAGGACGCGCUCGAUGAGGAAAGCGAGACCGACUCCGAGCUGGGAGCGCAGGAAGUCAAUAUCCUGGACGAGCAUGGAGAGGCGGACGCAAGGGACACUGUGGACUGGAGAGACGACGAGGGGGAUGGCGCGGGUGAGAUCGCCGCCAAGCUGUCUGUGGUGUCCAUUGAAGACGAGGACGAGCUGUUUGAUGAUGAGAAGGACGGCUUGCUUGCCGACGAGGACGAGAAGGGCGAUAUGUUCUCCAGAAGGAAGGUCGCGAUAUUCGUUGCACUCCCACCGCGGGGGCCCGCAUAG